Necator americanus (New World hookworm) is the source of this 3939-nucleotide messenger RNA. RefSeq lists its product as uncharacterized. The record is from RefSeq and is a predicted model, not a curated record. Bases 1 to 3939 code for a protein of 1312 amino acids. Gene Ontology annotation, cellular component: nucleoplasm. Lineage: Eukaryota; Metazoa; Nematoda; Chromadorea; Rhabditida; Ancylostomatidae. Gene Ontology annotation, biological process: regulation of transcription by RNA polymerase II. The transcript has 31 exons. Gene Ontology annotation, molecular function: RNA polymerase II cis-regulatory region sequence-specific DNA binding; DNA-binding transcription repressor activity, RNA polymerase II-specific.
AUGAGCCUAAUGGAUAACUUGUCUCAAGGGUAUUUGCCAGCAGAAGUUGCUGAAGAGAGCAUUUUGGUAGAGGAUGAAGUCGAUAUUGAUACUGUUGAUCCUGAUGAAGUGAUUUUUGUCGAUGAUGUCGAUGACAUCAUUGUGCCUGAAGAAGUCUAUCAGGAAUGGCCUGAAGGGGUUGUGGCGCUCGAGGAAGUCGCAGGCAGAGAACAGCUUGAACUGCAGAGUUUUACAAAUGAGGGAGACAUUAUCUACGAAGACCAGGAGUAUGAGUACACUGAAGGUGAAGUUCCAAUAGAAGAAAUUCCCGAGUUAAGCGAACAGCUCUCAAUAGAUAAUCCUAUUCCUGCGCGAUAUCUGGAUGAAGAUGGAAACGAAUACACAGAAGAUGAGUUAGUGCCAAUUGAAAGUCCAAACGCUGCUGAAUUUGAAGAGCAACAAUUGGAUCCGUUGUUGAAUAAAAGUCGCCGGGAUUCUGUUGCUGUUUCUAGAAAACCGCCAACUAUUGUCCAAUGUGAAGUAUGUGGUGUUGUAGUGAAACAUCCUUCGAAAAUAGAGGCUCACAUGCGAACCCAUACUGGAGAAAAACCUUACGGUUGUGAAAUCUGUGGUGCAAAAUUCACGCAACGAACACCCAUGCUCAACCACGUUCGUCGUCAUUUGGGUCAAACUCCGUUUGUUUGUAGUUAUGGAUGCGGAAAGAGCUUCGUAAACAAUGCUCAGAAAAAUGCUCAUGAGUUAAGGCAUGUAGGAUCGAAACGUCUUGGCCCACCACGACCUCAUUUGAAACCACCGAAACGACAAAUUUGGAAUAGGGCCUCGACAGAAAACCGGUCGAAACAAAACGAAUCCGAAAGGACUUCAAUGGUCGACUUUGCACCUCCAGUUGGACACAUCGAACAACCAAUUUCGGCUGCAGCAAGCAAACGGCUCGACGAAGUAAUUGAGUCUGUUGUUACUGGUGUCCCCAUCAAGAAGAGAAAAACACGUGCCGUUCGACCUCCAAUGCUUGUUCAGUGUCAAGUGUGUGGACUAAUGCUUAAACAUGCAAGCAAGAUUAAGGCUCAUAUACGUACGCACACCGGUGAUAGACCGUAUGUUUGUGUUUAUUGUGACGCACAUUUCAACACCUCCGGAACACUUAAUAUGCACGUGAAGAGGAAACACACAUCAGGUGAGCGACCCUUCGCCUGUACUUGGGAUUGUGGGAAACGUUUUGUUAGUUUAUCGACUCGAAAUGAGCACGAAAGAGUGGUCCAUGCCGGAACAAAAAGAUACGAGUGCACAGUUCCAGGGUGCCAUCGUAUGUUCAGCCGUAGAUGCUAUCUGAUGCUCCAUCGCCAGCGUGAACAUGGUCUUAUGUUUAAGCCAGUUUUUGAUCCACAGGAAAUUGAGAAAGCUGAGAAGGAAGCUGAUUUGGAGUUGCUCGCUGAAAAGCAGGGUAAAGUGACAGAUGGAUUUCGUGACCAGAUCCUUGUUGAUCCAUCGACUAAUAUGUUAGUGCACGUGUCCGAAGAUGGUAUGGUACUAGAACCCAUCAGCGAACAUCCUGCAUUUAUGCAGGGCGAGUUUGUUGAAGAGACCGAAGAGCCAGAAUCGGCGGAGUUCAUUAAAGAAGAGACGCAGCGCUCGAAAUCUCCUGAUUUAUUGUUGCCGGCAGAAAACACAAAGCCUGUCCAGUACCUGAUCUCUGACCUAGAGCUAGAGCCUUGUCCAUCAGGCGUAGUGGAAGUCCCAGUUUUCGAGGCAGAGCUUGACGAGAUGGACGAGGUCGUUGAAGAACAGGAAAUGCCUGCGCUAUUUGAAGAACAUAAACCAUUAAAGGAUCAUACGACAAUUGAGGAGAACUCGACCAUCAAACCUCGAGUUGUUAAUAUUCUGAAGAGAAAGAUGUUUGAAGAGGCCACCUCAACAGUGGGCACUUCAAAUGUAGGCUAUGUAGGCUAUGAAAGCCCAAUCCACACAACUGUUGAGGAAUUGGAAGUGACGGAGGAAAGUAUCCUAGAUGUUGAAGAAGAUCACGAAGAGCAGUACAAUUAUGCAGAGGAUAAGGAGCAGCGUGACUCUAUUUAUGAACGCACUUCUAUACGAAAGUACCGCAUGGUUCGACGGAAACCUGCCCAAACGUUUUACUGUAGGCCAUGUAACAAAGAGAUCAAGUAUCCAUCAAAAAUUGCCGAACAUCUAAGGAAGCAUACCGGUGAACGGCCGUAUCAGUGUCAAAUCUGUGGUGCUGGUUUCUCACAAGGGCAUGUUUUAAAGGUACAUCUUCGAGGUCACCAUGGAGAACUCCCUUACAAAUGCUCCUACUGCCCUCAUUCGUUCCAGUCGCUUGCUCUGAAGAAACAACACGAAAAAACUCAUUACCAACCAGAAGUGAAAGAUGAUCCACCAAUAGAUACGAUAGUAAUUCAAGAAGGUGUAGAAGCGGAAACUGAGGCUAUUGUGGACACUGCACAUGCAGGAGAAGUAGCAGUGGAUUCUCAUGUGUAUGCAUGUCCUAUUGUGGAGUGUGGCAUGCAAAGUCAAAGCAAGGAAGAGGUGGAGGAACAUAUCGCUGUUGUCCAUGGUGAAAUGCAAGAGUGGAUCGAAGAAGGAGGGGAGCCAGAAGUGUAUGAAGAUGGUACAAUGGUGGUUAAUGCCGCAGAAGAAGGGCAAGAGCAAGAGAUUGCUGCUGAACAGCAUUCAAUCAUGGUAGCGGAUGAUCAACAAUACGGAUAUUAUCCUUAUGAUGAAGAAACAAUGGUGAUGGAAGGUCAACCUGUUGAUACAAUCGAACUUCAACGGCCUCCUGUAACCCUGGAUAACGCUAUCCCUCGAGAAGCACCCGCGCAGAAUUUCCCCAAUGAACCACUACGAAUAUACGAGCACUACACUUACGUGGAUGAUCCGAAUGUUCCGCCCCCUACUGAGGAAAUUGAGAUAGAGACGUCAGAGCAACAUUACAUGCUAGACGCCAGAAAUCCCACGAAUAUUCCCUUGCAGCGAACGAUUGUUUAUGAUAAUAUUGUUAGCAGCGAUGAUAUAUUUGACAUUAAUCUGGCCGAAGACAUACCUGUGGAAGACCGUGUUCGGGUACUCAUUGAUCCAAAACCUCCGAAGAAAGGAAGACUUACUUGCGAUGAAUACUACGAUAGAAUGAUUAACAAAAACAUGCAAGAAAUGGAAGUGGAUGCGGCGAUGAUAGAGAUGGCAGCACCUCUUAGACAUGUUCGAUUGAUGACCGAGGAGGGUCCAGUGGUCAUAGCUCAGCCUAGUGGACGAAUGAGACGUAAUCGAUUGAUCCGAUCACAGUCGGAUAAGCAACAUGGUGCUAGGAAUUUGGACUGGAUAAUAGACGCGGUUGCUAGGGGCCUAGAUGUUGAUUCUGCUAGUCCGCAUAAUCGCCGGAAGCCGGUUAUGCAUAAAUGUCAGUACUGUGGACGGAUUGACAAAUAUCCGAGUAAGAUCAAAGCCCAUAUGAGAACACAUACCGGUGAAAAGCCAUUCAAGUGCGAAAUUUGUGGUAUGACCUUUGCGCAGAGAACUCCUAUGCGCUUGCACGUACGGCGGCAUUUGGAUCAAAAACCGUACAUUUGUAAUAUAGAAGGCUGUGAUCUGCGUUUCGUGUCCGGUGCACUGUUAAACUACCAUCAACAAACAAAACAUUUCAUGACGAAAAGAUACAUUUGCCUCAAGGGCUGCGGCCGUUUCUUUGCCAGCGCUAGAAAUCAACGAAAUCAUGAGGCAAGAUGUUUCUAUAAUACAGAACAAGCCAAUGACUUUGGCGAUGCGAUCUAUGAGCAUCUUGUCUAUAAUGAUCAAGAAGAAGAGGAGGCUAGCGAGAAUGAGGUUGAGGAAGAACUCGAAGAGGCAUUAGAAGCUGUUGAGACUUCGUUGAAUGGUUCAGAUACAAAAGUCCAAGAAACCGAAACGCAACCACAAUUUUUGCAUCAAUAG